CGCCCCCCGGUAUCGCGUGGUGGGGAUCAUCCAUAUUGCUGCUAGUGGCGGAGAUCAGCCUGUAAUCCUGAGAGGCCUCGGACACGUUUCUUUAUUUUUGUUUUUUUUACAUGUUUUAACCGAGCGCCCACCGCUCCGCGUCUUCGGCCGAAGUCCCGUUGGUCUGGGAGCCACCGAGGAGCGGCACCACCCCGCCGAGAAACUUCACAUUCCCCCCCCGAAAUCGAAGAGCGAAUUCGGGCCGGGAGAAAGGGGAGGACUGGUAAUCCUGAGGGGGGAGAAGAAAGACGGUGGUGGGAAAUGGCCACUCAGGUGGAGGCUCUCCUGCCCGGCAACCCGCUCGCCAAGGCGGAGGAGCACGGCAAGGUGAUCCGCGGCGAGCCGGAGGAGGAGCGGGGCGACGGGGCCAAGCGGCAGACGGGUGUCGCCGAGCGGGGAAGCAGCAGCGGUGGCAGCCCUGGAGCGGAGGAGCAGACCUCCAAGCGGGCCACGGAGGAGGGCAGAGGCGGAGGUGACAGCGACGACAAGCCGAGCGAGGAGGGUGUUAAAGGCAAGAAGGAGUUUACCGAAGCCCCCCCGCCCAAGGUGAACCCGUGGACUAGGAAAAUGAACGCCGUGACGGUGGUCAGCGUGAACGGACAAGCACACCACGAGUCGACCGGCCCCGCCAAGGUUGUGAAAGCAGGGAACCCGCCCAAAGCCAGACGUGGUGGAAAGGUGGGAGAUUUCGGCGACACCAACAGCUGGCCGACUCCAGGCGAGAUUGCGACUAAAGACAUGCAGAUCGAGGCAGUGACACGGACCGUGUCCUGCCCGCCGACUGUCAGGCAGGUCAGAGACUCGUGGAGAUUCACUGGCCCCAAAAGGACGACGGCUAAGAAGGAGUCGAAGGAGAAGAGGGAGAGCAACGAGGAGAGCAAGGAGAACCUGAAGGCCAAGUCUGACGACUCUGGAGAGGAGAAGAACGGAGACGACGACUCCCAGAAGAACGGGCCGAAGAAAAAAGGAAACAAGCAGAAGUGGGUUCCUCUGAUGAUCGAGGUGAAGUCUGAGGGUCCGAGGGAACGUUCGGCCUCCAGGAACAACAGCCGGCAGAACGAGAACCCCCGUCUGCCUCCCAACGCCAGGAACGACCUCAGAGACUGGCACAGUCAGAAGUACGAGCGGGAGUGGCGCGACGACCACGACGAGGUGUCCAGCGUGAAGAGCGAGGGGGCGCCGUUCCGUGGAGGGUUCAGAGGUCGAGGACGUGGAAGAGGACGAGGCCGAGGACGAGGCCGAGGCGGUGGCAGAGGCCACUAUGACUACCACUACGGCUACAAGUCCUACGACGUGAAGGACGGAUCCUACGGACAGAAGUUCAGCAACUCGGUCACCUACUACUACGACAACAUGAGCAGCAACGACCUGUACUCGGUGGACCAGGACCUGCUGAAGGACUACAUCAAGAGACAGAUUGAGUACUACUUCAGCCUGGACAACCUGGAGCGCGACUUUUUCCUGCGGAGGAAGAUGGACCAGGAGGGCUUUCUGCCCAUCGGACUCAUCGCCAGUUUCCACAGAGUGCAGGCCCUCACCACCGACGUCAACAUCAUCCUGGAAGCUUUGAAGGACAGUAAAGAGGUGGAGGUGAUCGACAUGAAGAUCCGUCGGAAGGUGGAUCCGGAGAAGUGGCCGCUGCCGGGCCUGAAUGUGCCGAACCACACCCACACCGACUUCUCCCAGCUCAUUAACUGCCCCGAGUUCGUCCCAAGACAAGCGACCGAGGAGCCCAGAGGAUCUCCCAGAGCCUCCACACCGGUGCAGCACCAGACCAAGACUGAAUCUGACAUCUCCAACCUCAAGACGAUGCCCAAAGGCCUCUCCGCCUCCCUCCCCGACCUCGACUCAGAGUCCUGGAUCGAGGUGAAGAAGAGGCCCAGACCUUCCCCGGCCAGACCCAAGGUCAGCACGGAGAAGGCGCCCUCAUUGCAGCAGAAGGAAAAAGACGACGUGAUUCGCUCCCCGGUGCCUCAGCCCGGCUCGUCGCCCGUACCUGCUACCUCAGGAAACAAGGACGGAGCAGAACAGGACGAGCCGGAGGAGCUGGACUUCAUGUUCGACGAGGAGAUGGAGCAGAUGGACGGACGCCGCAACACCUUCACCGACUGGUCGGACGAGGAGACGGACGGCGAGAUCGACGACCACGACGUCAACAAGAUCCUGAUCGUGACGCAGACGCCGCCGUACCUGAGGAAGCACCCGGGAGGCGACCGCACCGGACACCACACGUCACGGGCCAAGCUGACCAGCGAGCUGGUCAAAGUGAUCAACGACGGCCUCUUCUACUACGAGCAGGACCUGUGGGACGACACGUACGAGCCGGAGUACGCCACCAUCAAGCAAGAGGUGGAGAACUUCAAGAAGGUCCACUUGAUCAGCCGCGAACAGUUCGACUGCUUGACCCCUGAACCCCCCGUCGACCCCAACCAGGAAGUUCCCCCCGGCCCCCCACGGCCCCAGCAGAUCCCCACAGACGCUUUGGCAAACAAACUCUUCGGCGCCCCCGAACCUUCCUCCACGGCUCGCUCGCUCCCCACUACCGUGCCUGACUCGCCCAACUACCGCAGUGCCCGGACGCCGCGCACUCCUCGAACGCCUCACCGGAAAGACCAGACGAUGACGCCGCGCUUCUACCCGGUGGUGAAGGAGAGUCGGCCUGUCGACGCCAAGACGCCCAGGAAGAGGAAGACUCGGCACAGCUCCAACCCGCCCAUGGAGUGCCACGUGGGCUGGGUGAUGGACUCCAGAGAGCAUCGUUCUCGUACCGCCUCCGUCAGCUCCAACGCCAGCCCGUCAGAGGGAACCCCGGCUCUGGGGAACAUCGGCUGCACGCCUCAGUCCCUCCCCAAGUUCCAGCAUCCGUCACACGAGCUGCUCAAGGAGAACGGCUUCACGCAACACGUCUACCACAAGUACCGCCGGCGCUGCCUGAACGAGCGGAAGCGGCUGGGAAUCGGCCAAUCGCAGGAGAUGAACACGCUGUUCCGCUUCUGGUCGUUUUUCCUGCGAGAUCAUUUCAACAGAAAGAUGUACGAAGAGUUCAGACAGCUGGUGGUGGAGGACGGGAAGGAAGGAUACAGGUAUGGUCUGGAGUGCUUGUUCAGGUACUACAGCUACGGUCUGGAGAAGAAGUUCCGGCCGGACAUCUUUAAGGACUUCCAGGAGGAAACCAUGAAAGACUACGAGGCCGGCCAGCUCUACGGUCUGGAGAAGUUCUGGGCUUUCCUCAAAUACUCCAAAGCCAAGACCCUGGAGAUCGACCCCAAGCUGCAGGAGUGUCUGAGCAAGUUUAAGCGCCUGGAGGACUUCAGAAUUGACCCGCCGAUGGAGGAAGGAGGCCGGAGGAGGCACUCGUCCAGCGGAGACGGUCGCCGCCGGCAUCCCUCCCAGCCCUCCAGCCGGCCCCACAGCCAGACCGGCUCGGGCCCCGCCGACGCCAAACCCAGCAGCCAGAAACCACCCGCCGACCCCCCACACGAUGCCAAGACACUGAAGUAACCCCACGAACACUCGGAUCGACUCGACCACGUCUGCAAGUCGCCGGUUCUCUCUGCGCCAAGGAGGGGGAGGGGCAUCAGCUCUUCACCAAGCAUGAACUUUAUUUUGUUUCUUUUGAGAAAUACGGACGAUGAAUAAUUAAUGCGGCUCGGUUUAUUGAAUCAUUUUAAGAACUUUCUGUCUUAAGGAGGGGAAGAACAGAUGAGGUGUCAAGCACUUGUUUUUCUUUGCGGACGUUUUCCACGCGGUGGACGGCUUCUUCUCCUGUUUCUGUUCUUCAUGUGGACCCCCUCUGACCGUCACUGUCCUGCUGGCUGAAAGACCUUUGAUUCCUCGCCCAGAUCUCAGAUUAAUGAUGAUUAUUUCCUCAGCGUGAGGCGGGAUGGGAGACGUGGAAAUAGUCUGAACACGGCUGAGAAUCUGCCGCGGCCCGCUGGAGGCCGCCACGUUCCCGACAUCCAGCCGGACCAAAGUGGUUUGAACCGAGCGACCGACUUCUCCAUCCGCAGAGCCCCGAGUGCUCAGUAGAGGGGCUGAAAACUACAAACAUUUGAUUCACUUUGUGGCUGGACAUCGAGGGGAAAAUAUUAAAGAACCAAAUGCUUAAAAAAAAAAACGAGAAAGGACUUGUAUGAACCCCUCACUUUGGACAAGAUCAUUGAAAGUUGCCUUAUUUUAAUGGUUUUACUGCUUCUAACUCGUGCCCGCCACCUUAUUGUCGAUUGUACAGCAUCAGAAUCACCGUAUAUCCACCACCGGGGGGCGCUCCGCCUGCCAAGCUGUUGUCCAUCCCCUUCACCUUUUCUCAGCUGUCUUCCAAGUGUCAUUCGGUCUGUUACAAAUCCUGUAUUUCUUCCCCGUGUUUGCUACUCGUGGCUUUUUGUGCUGAAACGCGUCAACCUGAUGGAAGCGUCGCCUUUUCCUCCACCCUUCAAACAAACAGAAAAACGGAAGAAACUAAACGUGAGGUGGAGAGUCAGAAGGGAGAUGAUCUUCCUUUGGGUGCUUCCCGACUUUCCUCCUCCCCGGUCGGACGAGCUGCAUCCAUCCGUACAUCCAUCCAUCCAUCCAUCCAUCCGCCGGCCGUCGGCGACGCUCCAGGACUGGAAUCAUCAAAUCUGGUUUACUUGAAGAAGCGAUGGUGAUUAGAGGGCCGUGGUGCUCCGUCGUGGUGCUCUGGGUGGAGACACUAAAGGCUCAGACUUUUCGGCCUCUGGCUGCUGCUCGACGCUUUCCUCCUCUUCUGGUUCCACAUCAGCUCCAGACGGGUCUGGAUGCGGCAGCGAGCGGCUCGGACCUCCACGUCUCGAAACUCAAGACUGAACAGUUUGUUCCCUCUCUUCCUUCAGUGUGGAUUCUAAAAUCUUUCUCUGACUCCAGAACUGAUGAUAUCAAACUGAAGUGAUUUUUUUCCCUCCUCCACUAAUGUAAAUGUGAAUUUGACAGAUGAAGAGAAAUGAUUUCAGCUCCCUGCUACUUGUUUUAUUGUUGAUAGAACAGAUGAUAUAUUUGCCUUACACGUGUACGUACGCUAACUUUUUUGUUUUUUUUUCUUUAUUUUUUAAAAACGUUCUCAUGUUUAUCUUAAAUGCUUUUUAAUUUGCCGUGUUUCUAGUGUUCGGCUGGAGGCGAAGCUCACAAAAGGGAACGUUGACAUCAGGUCCUCAGUGUAAAAAAAAAAAAAAAUCUGUCAGCUGAUAGCGUUUCAUGUUGAAAUCGGUUCACUUUCAGCCUAAUUGAGAGCAGCAUUUCCACUUCCAACCUGCGGCCUCCAGUUCUAGUAGUUUGUGUUCAAAGUCUAGAAGAAAAAAAUCUGAAAAACAAUUUUCAUUUUUUGGGUUUGAAUUGAAUGAGAUCACGAGUCUUAAAACAAAUGAAAUGAACUCUUUUCCGCUGUUUGUUGCCUCUUUUUUUUUGCUAGAGUCGCGUCGUCGAGAGACAAUUUUGAGGAAUUAGUUGGAAAAAUCGUGACGCUUAGAGGAAACUGUGCCUGUUUUUCUUUUGAGGAUUCGUGUUUCUCUGUUCCGGAGGCGGAUUGUCCUGUCGGUGUUUUUUCGAUUCUUCCUCUAAAUCCAGAAUUUGUUGGACGUCAAAAGGCAAAGUGAAGCUUUUUUUUUUUUUUUUUUUCCCCUUUAAUCUUUCGUUGGUUUAUCUUCAGGGAGAUUUGGAUCAGUCGAUGCAUCAAAGUGUUUACUGGAGGGGAAAACUAAGAGCUACGACACAUUCAGAACAGAAAACGCUUUUUUUUCCUCGGAUCCUCCCUCUAAUGUGAUCAUCGCCUCCCUGUCACUGGACAUUUCAGGGGGAUUCGGGUGGUUUUUUUGGGGGGAGUUUUCAGCCUUCUCUAUCAGCGUUGAACUGCUGCUAGCUGUCCAAAUGAACUCUAGGGGGCGCCGCCUGCUCCGACUCGGACGUAAAGACGGACAGCGGAGGAACGAAAGAUGGACAUGGGGAAGGAAAGGAGGAGCGGAAAAAGGAAAGAGAGGAAGAGCCCGACUGGGGUUUGCGAUGUUGUUCAGAGGAAUAUGGCUGGUUACGAUGUCUGGAGACUGAAAAAAAACUUUGAAAAAAAAAAGGACAGAAUUCCAUAAAGCCAUAUGAAUAAGAAAUAACUGUAUAUGAACCAUUUAAAUAGUUCAUUACAUUACAAUAUCCUAGGCUUGUCACGAGGAAAAAAAGAUGAAAACGAGGAAAAAAGGAACAAAAAAAUAUAUAAAAUGGAAAAAUGUAAAAUACUUGAAUGAGAUCUUGUAUUAUAACAUUUAAUAUUCAUAAUAUCUGCUUUGUAGGCUGACGUGAUUCGCUAUUAGUGUUAUUUGUAAUUUGUAGUAAUUAUGCUUUUCCUUAAUAAAGAAAAAAAAACACAAAAUGGACAAAAAAACCUCAA
Messenger RNA from Acanthochromis polyacanthus (spiny chromis), 6427 nucleotides. It is a transcript of the gene larp1, whose product is annotated as La ribonucleoprotein 1, translational regulator. Lineage: Eukaryota; Metazoa; Chordata; Actinopteri; Pomacentridae. The transcript has 21 exons. Gene Ontology annotation, biological process: positive regulation of translation; mRNA stabilization. The coding region runs from base 301 to 3540 and encodes 1079 amino acids. Gene Ontology annotation, molecular function: RNA cap binding. Gene Ontology annotation, cellular component: cytosol; cytoplasmic stress granule. The record is from RefSeq and is a predicted model, not a curated record.